AUGCCUGAGCCAGCGAAGUCUGCUCCUGCUCCGAAGAAGGGCUCCAAGAAGGCCGUCACCAAGGCUCAGAAUAAGGAUGGCAAGAAGCUCAAGCGCAGCCGCAGCCGCAAGGAGAGCUACUCUGUCUACGUCUACAAGGUGCUGAAGCAGGUCCACCCCAACACUGGCAUCUUGUCCAAGGCAAUGGGCAUCAUGAACUCCAUCGACAUCUUCGAGCGCAUUGCCAGCGAGGCUUCCUGCCUGGUGCACUACAACAAGCGCUUGACCAUCACCUCCAGGGAGAUCCAGACUGCCGUGCACCUGCUGCUACCUGCAGAGCUGGCCAAGCAUGCCGUGUCGGAGGGCACCAAGGCUGUCACCAAGUACACCAGCUCUAAGUGAGUAUACCUUCAGCUGACUAAAUC
This is a messenger RNA of Erinaceus europaeus (western European hedgehog), 404 nucleotides long. Its product is annotated as histone H2B type 1-F/J/L-like. Gene Ontology annotation, cellular component: nucleosome. The record is from RefSeq and is a predicted model, not a curated record. The transcript has a single exon. The coding region runs from base 1 to 381 and encodes 126 amino acids. Gene Ontology annotation, molecular function: DNA binding; protein heterodimerization activity; structural constituent of chromatin. NCBI's taxonomy places the organism in Eukaryota, Metazoa, Chordata, Mammalia, Eulipotyphla, Erinaceidae.